This is a messenger RNA of Spodoptera frugiperda (fall armyworm), 2163 nucleotides long. Its product is annotated as sucrose-6-phosphate hydrolase. Gene Ontology annotation, biological process: carbohydrate metabolic process. Gene Ontology annotation, cellular component: cytoplasm. The record is from RefSeq and is a predicted model, not a curated record. Lineage: Eukaryota; Metazoa; Arthropoda; Insecta; Lepidoptera; Noctuidae. Gene Ontology annotation, molecular function: beta-fructofuranosidase activity. The coding region runs from base 184 to 1707 and encodes 507 amino acids. The transcript has a single exon.
UGAUCUAAAUUGAAAUAACGUAAUUGUUUACAAUUUGUCCUUUACUAGAAUAAGUGGUUGUGUAAUCUCAGCAUUAUUGAACUAUCGGUUUACAAACAUUAUACUAUUGUGACUUUCGUCUUUGAGUCAUCACGGCCGGAUACUUUUAUUUAGUCUUUAGUAUCUGAGCCGCUGCCUUCUGAGAUGGAAGUGUUCGUACUGGCAGUGUGGCUUUGCGUCGUCACUGCCGAGCUCGCCCAGGACUUAGCGCACAUUGAGGACUUUAUCCAGCAGAAAAGAUAUCUGCUGAAGAAGAAGUACCGGCCCAUGUACCACAUCUCGGCACCCGUGGGUUGGCUCAACGAUCCAAACGGAUUUAUAUUCUUCAAGCGACAGUACCACAUAUUCUACCAGUACCACCCGUACAACGGCGCGUGGGGCCCGAUCCACUGGGGCCAUGUGAUCAGUGAUAACCUCGUCGACUGGGCGUUUUACCCACCCGCGCUGGUGCCCAAGGACCACUACGACAAGCAUGGCUGCCUCUCCGGGUCGGCAGUCAUUCACAACAGUUAUUUAACACUAUUCUACACGGGCCACGUGCUAUCCAAUAACAAGACUUUUCAAACGCAAAAUGUCGCAAUAAGUGCUGACGGCAUCAUCUUUCAGAAGUAUUUAUACAACCCUAUAAUACGAGACGGCCCGUUUGGUAACGCAGACUUUCGAAAUCCUAAAGUGUGGAGGUUUAGAAACUCAUGGUACAUGCUGAUUGGAACUUCAAGGUUGCAAGAGGCAUACUUACUAUUGUACACGUCGGCUGAUUUGUUUAACUGGAAGCUCAACGGGACCAUAGCAAAAUCGUAUGGAGACAUGGGGUACAUGUGGGAGAGCCCCGACUUUUUUGAAAUUGAUGGAUUCACUGUCCUUAUACUGUCAGUGCAAGGUAUUCAGGGCGAUGGCCAUCGGUUUCGGAACCUCUAUCAGACGGGGUACGUCAUUGGAAAUUUCAACUAUCAAAGCGGGCAAUUUGAAGACCUUGAAAUAUCUACAGCGACAUUUAAUGAGCUUGACUACGGACACGACUUUUAUGCAGCCAAGACGAUGCAAUCUGUCGAUGGACGCCGACUGCUCGUCGCCUGGUUGGGCAUGUGGGAGAGUGAGUUCGAAGAAUCGAAUGACGGCUGGGCAAGCAUGCUGACCUUGGUAAGAGAACUGAAACUGACAUUUCAAGGUAAACUUCUGAUGACUCCGGUUAGAGAAAUAGUGGAAUUGCGUGCCGAGGUGUUGGAGGACGCUUGGUACAGUCCAGGGGAAGCAUUCUACGCCGGAUCCAGAGCCUUCGAAAUGCUUGUGAACUCUAGUACAGUGAUGUACGACGCUGCCAUCAUACUGGAGUGGAGCGGGGAGCGGCAGUACACCAUCGCAUUCUCAUCAGAGCGAGGCUACGUGAGCGUGGACCGCGGCGGAGUGGACGGCGUCAGGCGAGCAGACUGGUUACCCGUCACGCAUAUACACUGGCGUAUUUUUGUCGAUUAUAGUUCCAUUGAGGUUUUCUGUGGUACGGGUGAGGUUGUGUUUUCUAGUCGCAUUUAUCCGCGGAAGUCCAUGCGUAUAAGGAUUGCAGGAGACACACAAUUGCACGUGACUCAGUAUCGACUCAGACGCAGUGUCGGAUAUGACAACAAACUCCGCAAGCAAUUGAAAAAUCAUGUUAUUAAUAGGUACCAUUAAAAUUGGCAUCAAUACGGACUAAGCAAUAAGUAAAAGACAGGAACACUGAUAAUGGAGCUUUGUAGGCGGCUGUCCCUACGAAGCUGCACGUGAACAUUUGUAUUGUUCUUCCGACAUAGUGGCCAACUAAACAUGUCUGUCAGCCUUCUGGAGUAACCCUGCAUUAGUUACCUCACAGUAUACGAGUUCCAUUCAAAUUCUUGGUUUAAAUGUCGCGGUAGAAGUUUGAAACAGAAAAACUACUAAUAAAGUGGAUGGCUGCAGUUUUGUUCUGUAAACUUUGUUUCCAUUGCAGAGGGCUGAUAUUAUUUGGCACGACAAUCGACAUCAUUUAAUAGGAAGUUACCGAGUUAAUAACAACAAAAGAAAUUGCUAUUUACAUUGUAAUAUUUAACUAUUGUUGUAGCUCAUGAAUUGUACUUAUUAAGUUGUAAGUGUGUGAAUAAAAUUUAUUAA